Molecule: messenger RNA, 1239 nt
Organism: Ambispora leptoticha
Lineage: Eukaryota; Fungi; Glomeromycota; Glomeromycetes; Archaeosporales; Ambisporaceae
Source: the annotation of a GenBank genome assembly
AUGAGAAAACCCUGUUUUCUCAGCCAAGUCAUUUUUCAGCGUCUUGAAGAAUUGGACAUAUUAGAUUUAAAAAGUGAAGAUGCUACGUUAAAGCAAACAGAAGAUUUUUUCAUUGCAAAUAUUGAAGAAGAGAAACCACCAACAGCUUUGAUAAUUUUCCAUUACUAUGUAUUAAAAAAAAUCAAGCAACUCGGUUUCAAAAUUGAUAGUUCUGAUUUAUCAAAAUCUGUCGCUGAAAAAUGGAAAUCAUUAUCUCAAGAACAAAAAGAAAUAUUUGAGAAUAUCAAGCAAAACCUCCAGCAAUGUCAUGUAUCAAUUGGGCGAAGACGAUUACGCGAGAACAAUAUACCAAUAAUAGACAAAUAUGAACUUGCGAGCAUAGGUGUAUCUCACUACUGGCCCAGCGUCAGCUUUCACGAUAGCCAUAGAGACAUCAUUAUGGCGACAAAUACUAAUCCUCCUACUUAUCGUCGUCGUAUUACUUUAAGAGCGUAUGUGCAGAAAGAUGACGAAAAGGCAGCAGAGUAUGGAUAUGUUAACUCCAGCAGCGGGUACAACACUUCCACUAUUCUUCCUACUUUUUAUCUUUCUUCUCUUACUCUUUGUCUGGAUAGUGCUUCUCCUGUUUAUUCUAAAAUAUCAGAAGAGGUGAAACCGGUAAAAGGUUGUGGUCCUCUUGAUUUUCGUAGGCUGGAAGAGGUGAAAACGCUUAAGAAGCGAGAAUGUAAUGCUUCUCUUAUUAAUUUUCGAAAGUCACUUUGUGCUGCUCUAGCUAAAAUGCAUAAAAACAAUUGGGAGCAAUGUUUUGAGCGGUAUGGAGUGCAGAAAGAUGACGAAAAAUCAGCAGAGGGUGGGUGCGUUAAAUCCAGCAGCGAGAACGACGUUUGUUUUACUCCGCAUUUUAUUAAUGUAGAGAGAUUAUGGGGCUUUGCUUCGCAUAUUCAUAAGAAUCACUUAAUUCGCGGCAAUCUUCAUAGCGGAAAUAUUGUGUUCAUUUGUGAUUUAGGUUUAGGUCAAAUUAGAUCUUCUAAUGAUAGAGAUAUUAAAGGCAUCUGUGGCGUUUUGCCCUAUAUAGCACCUGAAGUAUCUAGAAGCCGAAUAUAUUCACAAAAGGCUGACGUUUAUCCAUUCGGAAUCAUGUCACAAGAGACUGACAUUUAUCCAUUCGGAAUGAUGUCGCUAGAAAUUUUUACGUGUGAAACGCCAUUCAAAGGGGGAAAAAAGAUUGGAAGUUUCUGA